Messenger RNA from Corylus avellana, 894 nucleotides. The record is from RefSeq and is a predicted model, not a curated record. NCBI's taxonomy places the organism in Eukaryota, Viridiplantae, Streptophyta, Magnoliopsida, Fagales, Betulaceae.
AUCGCCAAUCCCAACAGCACCAUCCACGACAAACCCUUUUAGCCUCCCAGCAAAAAUCCCAACAAUUAAUCCAGGUUGUCAGCGAUGGCCAUCCUAGAAGAAGUUGAACAACUUCAACAAUCUUCCUCCUUCACUUUCAAUGCGGUUCUUGAUCCUUCAAACCCUCUUGGGUUCAUAGAAUCUGCUUUCAAUUUUGUCUCUCAAAACUCCAAUCUGUUCAGGACCCAGUCUGCCGAGAAACAAAUCAUGUCUUCCGUUCAUUCAAUCAAGGAAAGAAUCGAGGCUGAAGAGGCUGCCGAGAAGAAGGCCGCUUUUGAGAAAGAACAAGAGAAGGAGAAAGAACAAGAGAAGCAGAAGAAACUUGUUCCAAACACAGGAAACGGCCUGGAUAUGGAGAAUUAUUCGUGGGGUCAGUCUCUUCAAGAGGUCACCAUCAACGUUCCAAUCCCUCCCGGAACAAAAUCCAGCGCCCUUUUGUGCGACAUAAAGACGAAUUAUUUGAAGAUUGGACUCAAGGGUCAGCCGCCGAUCAUAGACGGGGAGCUAUAUAAGCCCGUGAAAGUUAACGAUUGCUUUUGGAGUUUGGAAGAUCGGAGGGAAAUUUCUGUUCAGAUGAGCAAGAGAGACAAGACAGACUGGUGGAAGUCUUUGUUGAAGGGCGGUCCGGAGAUUGAUACCCAAAAAGUGGAACCGGAGCCGAGCAAGUUGUCUGACUUGGACAUUGAAACUCGUUCUGCCGUAGAAAAGAUGAUGUUUGAUCAGAGGCAAAAGCAGUUGGGACGUCCGACCAGCGAUGAUAUCCAAAAGGAAGAGCUGCUGAAGCAAUUCAAGGCUCAGAAUCCAACCAUGAUGGAUUUCUCGGGAGCCAAGUUUAUGUAAACAUGGGUUUAUCAU